GGAAUGCGGGGAAGAUGCAUGGGUGUCUGAUAAGAAACGGGCUCAUGCGACUACUUAUUCGGAUAUUUUCAGCUGUAUUUCCUGAAUGCUGUCACUCAGCUGUGUUUCCAAAUUUCAAGAUGUCUUCGGACGAAAAGAAAGUAGCAAGUGGGUCACCUGGAGAUAUUAAUCUACCUGUUGAACAUGGCGCAACAACCAUCACGUCCACAGCUCAGGAUGCUAAAGUGCCUGUCCAAAAUGGCGACUACGACGAUGCAGCUAAUCUCUUUGCCGCUGCGGGCGACAAUUUCUUCUACACCAAGGAUGAAGCAAGACUCGUUCGGUGGAAACUUGACAUUAUUUUGCUCACAAUGAUGACGAUCACAUACAUUCUCUCCUUCAUCGAUAAGGUCGCCUUGUCUGAGGCAUCAAUUUAUGGUAUUCGCGAUGACGAUCAUCUUGUCGGCCAAGACUACAGCUGGGUGUCAUCGAUAUUCUACUUUGGCUACCUCUUCGCGCAAUAUCCGUCUUCUGUGCUGAUGCAGAAAUUGCCGCUUGGGAGGUACUUUGGAGUGAUGGUCAUCUUGUGGGGUGUUGCGACAACAUGCAUGACCGCAACGAACUCGUUCGCUACAUUGGCAGUCUGUCGCUUCUUUCUCGGCGCAUUCGAGACCUGCAUCUCCCCGAUUCUUACUCUGCUAGUCGGCCAGUAUUGGACGACGCGAGAGCAACCCCUUCGGGCGUCAAUCUGGUGGGCUGGAGGCGGUAUUGGAUCCUUUAUCGCCGACUCCAUUACUUAUGCGGUGGCAGGGGAUACAUUGAAAGGAGGCGGAAAGUACGUCACUUGGCAGGUUAUAUUUCUAACGGUAGGCCCGAUCACGAUAGCAUGGGGCAUCUUGUUAUUUUUCGCCCUGCCGACGUCUCCGACGACAGCAUGGUUCUUGUCCGAUCGGGAGCGGAAAAUUGCUGUUAUUAGGGUUAUGCAAAAUCACACUGGUAUCGAAAAUCGAAAGUACAAACUGUAUCAAGUGAGAGAAGCAUUGAAGGAUCCCCAGGCGUGGAUGUUGACGGCGAUGGCUUUUCUGCAGUGUAUUCCAGGUGGGGGAUUGACCUCGUUCGAUAAAAUUGUCCUGGAAGGCCUCGGAUACUCAAACAGACAGGCCACACUGAUGUCUUUUCCUGAGGACGGUAUCCAGUUAUGCUCAGUCCUCGUGGCCGCCUUGCCUGCUUCUCAUGCCCAUGGUCGUCUCGGUGCUUUCUACGUUCUCUUCGUCAACACAAUUCCAUACAUCAUGUGCAUGUCUUUGCUCUCGUCGAAUAUCGGCGGUUUUACGAAGAAGGCAACCGUCGGAGUAAUGAUGUUCAUGGCCUACAGUGUGGGACAAAUCGUGGCGCCACACUUUUUCCUAUCCAGCGAGAGUCCUCGGUAUCCCACGGGCUUCAGAGCGUUUUAUGUGUCGGUUGCCUUGAUGAUCGCAAUUGAGUUUUUGAUGAUUGGAUAUCUGCAUUACAUGAAUAGAAAGAAGGACCGAGAUGCUGCAACCGGCGAUGGGGAUGGCCUUGAGGAUGCACCGGGGUGGAAUGAUUUGCUGGAUCUGACCGAUAAAGAGCAUAGUCGCUUUAGAUAUGUCUUUUGAUUUAUCGUGUUACAUCUCUACAUCAAUUGAUAUCCAGUGCGAUUUAUUUCAAUUUUUCGUGUAAAAUCGUCAGUAUUCCAUAAAUCUUUCCAAGACCAUGCAGAAAUACGAUGUCACAAUCCUUAUAUUACGAAACAAUCCUCUAUCCAGUUUCAGCCAGAAUGUAAAUUUAAACACAGGAGACGGACUAGUGCGUAAAACAAAAGUCAGAGAAAAAAAUAUAAAAUAAACAUAUUAUAAUGAUAACUAUAAUUGUACUAACAUCGAGAUUGCUGCUUCAAAUCCAUGGCGUUCAGGGCAGUUCCUGGAAAUAUACCACGACUAAACAAGGGAAAGUCUGGUCAAGCUGAUGAUUCAAAAUCAUACCUACAUGAUGGUUGAC
Molecule: messenger RNA, 1998 nt
Organism: Talaromyces proteolyticus
Lineage: Eukaryota; Fungi; Ascomycota; Eurotiomycetes; Eurotiales; Trichocomaceae
Product: putative pantothenate transporter
Exons: 7
Coding region: 15-1616 (533 amino acids)
Biological process (GO): transmembrane transport; tripeptide transport; allantoate transport
Cellular component (GO): plasma membrane
Molecular function (GO): dipeptide transmembrane transporter activity; allantoate transmembrane transporter activity
Source: RefSeq, a predicted model, not a curated record